Messenger RNA from Monosiga brevicollis MX1, 1327 nucleotides. RefSeq lists its product as uncharacterized. The transcript has a single exon. Lineage: Eukaryota; Choanoflagellata; Craspedida; Salpingoecidae. The coding region runs from base 1 to 1221 and encodes 406 amino acids. The record is from RefSeq and is a predicted model, not a curated record.
AUGUCAAACCAGAACGUGCGAGCCUCCAGUGGGGCCCGCGCAGAACCGAAGUGGCACGCCGACGGGGCUGGCACUGUCAGCGCAGACGCACCAGAGGCGGAUUGCGUUGGGCGCCACCUUGUAACACAUUCACCCGUGUCCGUGGGUCGCCUGUCCGAAAACGGUGUGGGUGGUGCCGAGACGCCUCUGGCUCUGGCCCAACGCCGCUACCGCGCCGAAAUAGAACAAGACACCAAGCUUUGGGGCGCCAACAACAGCUCGUUCCCGACGCCAGACUUUGAGGGCAAUGCCACCGAGCACCGGGGCGUCGUUCAUACCAUGCUCUUCAUGGACACGACCAUGAACCAUCUUCACAUUUUCAAGAGCUGGCGGACUCUGUGGCGCAACGUUGGCCGCUACUAUAACGACCUCGACGUCUGGGGCGGCUGGUGCUUUGUGGUGGGCAGCAUCCUCUUUACGCUGGGGCCCUGGCUUAGCAAGAACAAGCACGUCUCGGCAGAUGGUUCCAGUAUUAUUCUCAUGGUGGGCGUGGUGCUCUUUCUCUUUGCCAAAAUCUUUGUCGAGCUCCGCGCCAUCUACGCCACGCUUUGGGAACGCAAAACGCGUCGACCAGGCACAGCUUUUCACGUGAGCGUCAUCUCCCUCACUGUGGGUGGCCUCUUCUUUCUAGCAACCACCAUCCUCAGCCUCCGUGAUGAUCCGCGGAGCGCCUCGUGGUGCUCCUUCCUCUCUGCCGUUGGCUUUCUCUUUGGAACCUUUGUCUUUAGCAUCGACUCAGCUGCUCAAUUUUCCCGGCCCCUCUUUGCGCAGCUCAGCAAUUUUUAUUACUGGGGUGCGCUCGGCCUCUUCUUAGGCUCGGUCUUUUACAUCUUCUCCACAACGUGUGACCUCAGCGGUGUUCGCGAUUACGGCGCCGUCUCGACGGCGGCCAGCUUUGCCCCCCUGGAACUCUGCUCCGAGAGCAUGGUGGCCUGGUUCAAUAUUCUGGGUGGCCUCCUUUACACUCUCGGCUCAGUCUUCUUCCUGGUGUUUGCCUACGACGAGCUGUACGAAGCACGACGCGGCCCGGAUCCACGCUGCGUAGACCGCAACGGCAUUCGCGCACCUCACCCGUUUCGCCCCCGCGAAGGAACCAAACACGAGCACCACGAUCCACAGCCUGACCUCGAGCGCUUUCCCCAGCACCAUGCCCAUGCCACCCGCACCGUCACAUGCGUCUAAGGCCCGUGAUCAUGGAUCGAGCCACUUGCUCCAGUGAAUCCCCCUCUGUUCCUCCCUUCUCGCCUUGCUAGUUAGGUUUUAGCUUGUAAUUAAUAAUUCUGAUGUC